Messenger RNA from Stylophora pistillata, 981 nucleotides. RefSeq names its product BTB/POZ domain-containing protein 2. NCBI's taxonomy places the organism in Eukaryota, Metazoa, Cnidaria, Anthozoa, Scleractinia, Pocilloporidae. Gene Ontology annotation, molecular function: protein binding. The record is from RefSeq and is a predicted model, not a curated record. Gene Ontology annotation, cellular component: cytosol. Gene Ontology annotation, biological process: neurogenesis.
AUGUCUCUGGUUGCAGUCAGCCAAGAUUACUGGAGUGAGAUGGAAAGGUUUACGAUCAGGGAAAGAUGUAAGUUUAUGUUUAACAACGAGCUCCUGAGUAAGGUGAAGUUUGUUGUGCAAGACGUUGAGGCCGGUGGUAAAAUUAUGAAGACGAUUCCGGCUCACAAGUUCGUGUUGGCGAUCGGCAGUCCAGUAUUUUACGCCAUGUUCUACGGUGAAUUAGCAGAGACGAAAGACUCCAUCAAAAUCUCUGAUUGCGAGUAUCAAAGCUUUUCUCUUGUUGACAAGUGCACGGAAUACCUGGGAGAGAAUUUGGAUGCAUCAAAUGUAUUUUAUGUCCUGUCAGAGGCGCAGAAAUAUGAAGAGAAAGAUCUGGUGGAUAUAUGCAUGGAAGUGUUCGAUGAACAUGCAGACGAAGCUGUGAAAUCGGAUGCUUUCGUAACAAUCGAGAAAUCUUUGCUGGAAGAAUUGAUGGAAAGAGACUCUUUGAAUGUUACAGAAGUGGAGUUAUUUAAAGCUGUGGACUGUUGGGCUAGACAUGAAUACGAAAAGAAAAACCUGGCACCAGAAGAGUCCAUGAAAAUAAGAAUCCUUGGGGAGACGGUUGUUGGAAAUAUUCGUUUCCCGGUCAUGAAACAGAAAAAAUUCGUAGGGGUUAUUCUUGACUGUGAGAUUUUGACACCUGAUGAAGCUCACAACAUGAUGAAUUACUUUAAUGGCAUGCUUCCUAAACCAGUUGAAUUUGGUGAAAGGAAACGAGGUGGGUCACAAUGGAUUAGCAGGUUUUCAGCAUUAGGAGAAGGGUGGAAAUACGGCAGGCGAUUUGACAUCACUCCUGAUGCAAUUACUUUUUCAGUUAACAAGACCAUUGAACUUUAUGCCGUUCGACUAUUUGGUAGUGAGAACAAUGAAUAUAAUGUAAUUCUAACAGUCUAUGAUGGUGAGAAACAGUCUGUGGCCACAGUGAGGGGCACUUUUUAA